CCCAGAGCAGCGAUAUAAAGCUCACUCGCAUUUGGGAAACCUGAACAGAACCCAACUGAAAAUGCAAUCGAUUGUUAUAGUUUAUCUGAUUUUGAUAAGCAUCUUACUUUGGUUGAAGCUAAGUCCUGGAAGUCCUGACAGUUCCAGUGCCCUGGGCACGACUACACCUACAGCCGGAACUGCAGUUCCUAGGAUACCACAGGAUUCCCCAAAGGAGAUAAUCGAGAUCCUCCCCAAAUCACCCACAAAAGACUCCAAGCUAUUGACUGUUCUAAAAGGAUCACCAGCCAGGGAUAAUCUCAUUGCGGAUUCUCCUACUCCCGCAACUAACGUCGAGCAAGCAACCUUCGAUUGUUAUUCGCUUUACGGCGAUGACUGUUUCCUUUUACCAGAUUCUAUUGGACCCAGACUCAGUGCCAAGCUGUUGAAAAUUCUAGCGAAGACCUAG
This is a messenger RNA of Drosophila guanche, 448 nucleotides long. RefSeq lists its product as uncharacterized. The transcript is spliced from 2 exons. NCBI's taxonomy places the organism in Eukaryota, Metazoa, Arthropoda, Insecta, Diptera, Drosophilidae. The record is from RefSeq and is a predicted model, not a curated record. Bases 62 to 448 code for a protein of 128 amino acids.